Molecule: messenger RNA, 1671 nt
Organism: Nymphalis io (European peacock)
Lineage: Eukaryota; Metazoa; Arthropoda; Insecta; Lepidoptera; Nymphalidae
Gene: sad
Product: cytochrome P450 315a1, mitochondrial
Exons: 8
Coding region: 123-1574 (483 amino acids)
Biological process (GO): C21-steroid hormone biosynthetic process; cortisol metabolic process; cholesterol metabolic process
Cellular component (GO): mitochondrial inner membrane
Molecular function (GO): heme binding; iron ion binding; oxidoreductase activity, acting on paired donors, with incorporation or reduction of molecular oxygen
Source: RefSeq, a predicted model, not a curated record
GUUUACAAUAACAACUUGUAGGUUGAUAACGUUUUGCAACGCGAAACCCCAUUGGAUAAAGAGAAAUACUGUUUAUAUGUAUAAGAUCGCACGUGAAAAAUAAUAGUGUUAUUGUGUUAAAAAUGUAUCAUUUAAAGAGAAUAAUGAAAUGUAGUGCAAAGAGGUAUGCGGUAAGAUCAGUUCACCAAUCAAAAACACCUUUAACUAUUGCGGAUAUACCGCAUCCGAAGUCAUUACCAAUUAUCGGAACAAAAUUAGAUCUUAUACUUGCUGGAAGCGGGAAAAAAUUGCACGAGUAUAUUGAUAAUCGACACAAACAAUUAGGCCCAAUAUUUGCGGAACGACUAAGUGGGAACACGGACCUUAUUUUUAUAAGUGAUCCUGCAUUGAUAAAAUCGCUUUUUAUAAAUCUCGAGGGUAAAUAUCCAAUUCACAUAUUACCCGACCCAUGGGUUCUUUACGAGAAAACUUAUGGAUCACAAAGAGGUCUUUUUUUUAUGAAUGAUGAAGAAUGGUUGUUAAAUCGACGAAUUAUUAACAAGCAUUUAUUAAGAGAAAAUGCUGAUGAUUGGAUAAGCGUUCCGGUAAAUCAAACUAUCGAAGACUUUAUAGAAAAGUGGAAAAACAAAUUAAAAAAAGGCUAUCUUAUAAAAGACAUUGAAUCUGAAUUGUAUCAACUUUCAACAAACGUUGUUAUAAAUGUUUUAUUAGGAUCUAAUAUUAUUUCACGUAGUCAAUAUUAUGAAGAAUUAUUAACUAUGUUUGCGACUUCUGUGAGAAAAAUAUUUCAAACCACAACUAGAUUGUAUGCAUUACCAGUUAACUGGUGCCAACGUUUGAAUUUAAAAGUCUGGAGAGAUUUCAAAGAAUGUGUUGAUUUAUCAAUAUUUAUAGCAAAAAAAUUGGCCCAAGAAAUGAUUAGACAAAAUGAACAAAGUAAUGGAUUGAUUAAACGAUUAAUGGCAGACAAUAUGAAAGAAGAAAUUAUAAUAAGAAUUGUUGCAGAUUUUAUAAUUGCUGCUGGCGAUACGACAGCGUAUACAACCUUAUGGAUUCUUUUGUUGCUAACCAAAAACGAUGAAGUUUUAAAGAAUAUUCGUGUUAAAGAUUCUUCGUAUGUAAAAUUUGUAGUAAAGGAAGCAAUGAGAAUGUACCCUGUUGCCCCUUUUUUGACAAGGAUAUUACCACAAGACACUUUUUUAGGAAAAUAUAAGCUGAAUAAAGGGACACCAAUAAUAGCUUCAAUUUAUACAUCAGGCCGUAAUGAAGAAAACUUUUCCAAACCAAAUUUGUUUUUACCUUUUCGCUGGAACAGAAAUGACCAACAAAAAGAAUACUUGGUCAAUCAUGUUCCUUCAGCAUCUCUUCCAUUUGCUAUGGGAGCACGAUCUUGCAUUGGAAAAAAGAUAGCUAUGAUACAAUUAACAGAAAUAGUUAGCCAGAUUGUGAAAAACUUUGAUAUUAAAUGUACUAAUAAAGAAAACAUAAAUUGUAUCACCUCACAAGUAUUAGUACCAGAUAAGCCUAUAGAGUUGGUUUUCAGUAUGAGAGAUGACCUAAUUAAAUUGGAAUAAAUAAAAGUCAUAAAAAUGAAUGUAUACAGUGUUAAGUGUUGCACUUUAUUUAUAUUUGAUUAUGCUUUAUUGAAUACACAGAAUACAGUAACACAUU